Dermacentor andersoni is the source of this 4907-nucleotide messenger RNA. It is a transcript of the gene eRF3, whose product is annotated as eukaryotic translation release factor 3. The record is from RefSeq and is a predicted model, not a curated record. NCBI's taxonomy places the organism in Eukaryota, Metazoa, Arthropoda, Arachnida, Ixodida, Ixodidae. Gene Ontology annotation, molecular function: GTPase activity; GTP binding.
CAAGCCUAAUUUUGCACACGCGGUGGUGUUCUGGCGCCGCGGUGAAUUGGUGGAGUUGGGGUGCUUGCUGCGCCGCGUUUUAUUUUGUGAAAAGGGACACACAGGCGUUUUUUUUUCUCUCCCACCCGCCCCCGAACAAUCCGUGCUCUUCGAGGCUCCCCGACGACGGUAAAAAGAAGAAACCACACAAGGAUUCACAAUGGACACAUCGUCUCCCGAAGCGCAAGUUGCGCCGGACAAUUGGGAGGACCACAGCGUUGAGAUCAACAACGCCGACGGAGACGACGAAAUGGCAAAGUCGUUCUCCAAGCUGAACGUGGACGCGCCGCCGUUCGUGCCUUCCUUCGCCACGUUGCAGAUGGCACAGUUGGACCCUCCAGAGAAAGGCAACGAGGAUUCGCCUUCAGACAAGAAAGACAGUGACAAGGAGGAUUCUGCAAGUAUGGAUGACUCUCCAGCAGACUGGGAAUGUGUGACGCUGGAGGACAGCCCACAGGAUGCAGGUGGGGGUGAUCAGACUCCCUCGACGGGGGAUGAGGAUGAACGCAUGGACGUAACCUCCAAACCACGCAAGAAACCGCCCAAGGACGACGACCAGGGUCCUAAAAAAGAGCACAUCAACGUCGUCUUCAUUGGCCACGUCGACGCCGGCAAGUCUACCAUAGGAGGCCAGCUUCUAUAUUUAACAGGGAUGGUAGACAAGCGGACAUUGGAAAAGUACGAGCGGGAAGCGAAAGAAAAGAACAGAGAAUCUUGGUACCUCUCCUGGGCGCUAGACACAAAUCAGGAAGAGCGUGACAAGGGCAAGACUGUGGAGGUGGGCCGUGCCUACUUUGAGACUGAGAACAAGCACUUCACACUCCUGGACGCGCCGGGUCACAGAUCUUUUGUGCCCAACAUGAUUGGAGGUGCCUGCCAGGCUGACCUGGCCGUGCUGGUGAUCUCGGCGCGCAAGGGGGAGUUUGAGACGGGAUUUGAGCGAGGGGGCCAGACGCGAGAGCAUGCCAUGCUGGCCAAGACGGCUGGGGUUCGACACCUGGUCGUCCUGGUCAACAAGAUGGACGACCCCACAGUGGAAUGGUCUGAAGAGAGGUACAACGAGUGCAAGGAAAAGCUGGUGCCAUACCUUCGCAAGUGUGGCUUCAACCCCAAGACUGAGCUGACGUUCAUGCCCUGCUCGGGACUGACGGGGGCCUACCUGAGGGAGGUGGCGCCCCCUGACGUGUGUCCCUGGUAUCGGGGGCCCCCGUUCCUCGAGUACAUCGACAGCCUGGCCCCGCUUAGCCGGUCUGCCGAUGGCCCUUUCCGAAUGCCUGCUGUUGACAAAUACAAGGACAUGGGCACAGUGGUGCUGGGCAAAGUGGAGUCCGGGUCGGCAAGGCGAGGCCAGCAGCUGUUGCUGAUGCCCAACCGGCGGACUGUUGAGGUGCUCCAGCUCUGGUCCGACGAGGACGAGACGAAUGUGAUUACGUCGGGGGAGAACGUCAAAGUCAAGCUCAAGGGUGUGGAGGAAGAGGAAGUGUCUCCAGGGUUUGUGCUGUGCGACGUGGUGAACCAGUGCAAGGUGGCCAAGGUGUUUGACGCGCAAGUGGUCAUCUUGGAACACAAGUCCAUCAUCUGCCCUGGCUACAGCGCCGUGCUGCACAUUCACGCUGCCAUCGAGGAGUGCUCGGUCAAGACUAUCAUCUGCCUAGUGGACCGCAAGUCAGGCGAGAAAAGCAAGACGCGGCCACGGUUUGUGAAGCAGGACCAGAUUGCCAUCAUGCGCAUGGAAUGCGCAGGCGUUGUGUGCAUGGAGCCAUUCAAGGAGUUCCCCCAGAUGGGACGCUUCACCCUGAGGGACGAAGGUCGCACCAUUGCCAUUGGGAAGGUGCUGCGGGUGGUGGAAUGACUGGGAGCAGCCCCGGAGCAGUGCCACUCUCCCGGCUCGCAGCCGCCACCACCACCCAGGGAUUGCCAGCAGCAAGACGCCGCCAGCUCCACCAACUCACCUCGCCACCGCCCACAGCGGCGCCGCGAGGGGGGCGCGCGCGGCGUCAGCCGGGCCAAACAAGCGCACCGAGCAGCUGCGCCGUCGUCCGCGGGCGGAUGACCGUGGCCCCCACGGCGGUGCGCCGUCUGCAGUCGGUUCGGGACUCGAGUCGGGCCCAAAAUAGAGCGCUAGAGUCAUCAGAAGAGGGUCACUGCAGCACCGCUGUCAUGUGCCUCGUCACAUUAGCAUUGCAGUGUUGGCGAGUUGUUAUGGAGCCAUUCUGAGAAUACGUUGCAGAGCAGUGUGGAUUCACAACGAAAAGCGAAGGGCAACAGCCUUUUCUGUGCCCUUUGCUUCUGCAUCCACUUUGUUUCAUGCUCUCGCUUCAGAUGUUCUGCAUCAUUACCAAGGACAUUAAUUGCCUGAGGCUAAAUGUUAUUUAAGAGAGCUGGAAUUUCAAGGAAUAAAACAAGUGUGCAGAAAAGCAUCAUCGUGCAAGUUCCUUGAUUGAUUGUGCCAGUCGCCCUCUCCAUUUUAGGGAUAGUCCAUAUCUUCAUCGACUUGCAGGUUAGCUCGUGCCUUUUCUAUGGCCAUGGAAAUAAAAAUGUUUUCGGCAUGUACAAGCAGAUUUGGGCCAGAUAUAGUGCAUUGCGCACAGAGCUGGGUUGCAUCAUAUGUAUGCCCUCUCCUUGAUAUUCCAUUGCUCAUUAUAGAUUUAUCCCAGCCUAAAAAGGUCUGUAUGCGGUGGCUUGAGGACAUGCCCACUCCCACUGACUUCAGUCUUUGUGACCCAAGCCAGUUGUGGCUUCGAUUGCUGGGCGCAUUCUGGACCUGCAAGUUUUCCCACACUACUCCGGCACUGCAGAAAAGCCUUUUCUGAUGACUCUAGCUAAGGGCCCACACCUUCCAUUUUGCCGUGUGGUGGGGUGAGCUCGGAACCUUUGCAUGGAAACAAAUGGACAACUCUGUUGUGCAAGGGACUCCCUUAGCGGCAGUGCGGUGUGCAUGGGCUUUGUCGAGGGGGAAGGCCAUGCGGUGGUGACGUUCCACCUGGUACAGGUGGCCAAGAGUUUGAGGGGUCGCGGCAAGGCCGUGGUUGAGACACGGAUUUAAAAACGGCCGGCGUGUUGCCCCCACCUCAGAGGACCACUAGUGGGAGGAGGUGACUGAAAAUGUUGCGAGGCUACGGUGGUGGCGGGAAUGGAUGCCAGCGCAAAAUGCUAGUUGCCAAUAAAUAAUGGCCCCUUCCAGGAGUCUCUCGUCUUGCACUUAUUUUGUUCUGCACUUUGAUGCAGAUAGAAGUUUUGUUAUAGAGCCAUUCUACAUGUCCUUGCUAACUGGUGGAAAACAUCGGUUAUGGCCAUAGCAUCAUUUCAGUGCAGUCUCAUAUCGCCAUGUGUCUAGUACCAGGUGUUUGUCAGUUCAUGUAGCUGGUAUCAGUUGUCCUGCAGCAUAUCGGCAGUAUGCAAGUGUCUGCUGGUAUGAGCCUAGUGAUAUAUUAUUAUUGUUAAUUAUGGACAUCUGCAGUAUGUGCUGCAGAUGUCUUUGGUACCAGCAUGCCUCUUUUUCUGGUAUGCCCUACGUAAAAUCUGCAGUCCACAAAGUAUUUUUCUGGCACUUCUGCUGCUAGACUGCAGACUUGAAACUGGUGCCAGCAGUUCAGGUUCGCUGGUACCACCAUACAUCCUGCUGCUAUUGUUUCUGGUGCUGGCUUGCCAAACACCUGGUACCAUUCUAACACAUGUUGCUGGUACUCUUGCUGUCAUUACUCUUGAAACUGCUGUCAGUACAUGCAGUUUCCCUGGUACUACAUUUCGCUUAUAUUCCUGGUACUGGUCUACAAAAUGCCUGGUACCAGUAUUUAAAAAAACACUGCUGGCAUUAGUCGGUUUUUGCUAGCUGGCAAGAACCAGAUUCCCACUGCCUCCUGCGCAACUUGGCUCAAAAUGUGAGGGCCUUCCCCUUGGGCACAUUCCUUGCGCACCGCAAUGAAAAAGUAAAUGGGUCGCCACACAAGUUAGUGCUACUUUGGGCUUGGUCCGACUGUCGGGCAGUCUGCAGACUCGAGAACAGGACAUGCGGGUGCACCGGCCGUCAAGACAGUCGUACCGGAAAUGACCGGCCUACCGAGACGGAGAGACUCUUUUUUUUUUUUUUUCUCUUCCUCCUCUUUUGUAUAGACUCCUGCCAAUUUCUAUUUUGUUGCCAUCUCUUUCCCUGGAUCUUUUCUUUUGCACGUUGUUUAUACUGUUGUGUGUUGCCUUCUGCUCUUUCUUCUGUUUUAUAUAGUAAAUAUGUACAAUUGCCUUUUCUUUAUACCUUGCUUUUUUUUUUUUGACCGCCACACUUGGGUCACCCUCUUUUUAUCUCCCUUUUGGUGAAGACUAUUCAGUCACUCGCUCAUCAUGUGAAGUGUCCUGCAACAUUGACUUUAUUUGCUAUAUGGAUACUUUUUUUUUUUGCAGGGUUUUUCGCAGUUCACCAUGCAUGGGUUUUGGGUUGUCUGGUGAUUAUUGCAUAUCAUCGUGCUUUAUUUUUGUUUCGUACAAGAUACGCCCAGAAUUUGUCGUGCAUUGGAGUUGCAACAUGCAUUUCUUGUUUAGGUUGUCUCGUUGACUGUGUUUAUCUAAAAAGAGAGCAGUGAACAUCUUUGUUUAAUGGUUUUAUAUAAGCACAAGAAAAGUGGAAAGUGCAUGAGACUUUUUUUUUAACAGAUAAAACUGGUGGCGGUUGACACAUGCCCUGUGUUUUGUUGUCUGGGCUGAAAAGAUCUUCAUCGAAAAUUUGUUUUUAUGUCUCGAGGAGAUGAUCAUGCGGUGAAAGGAAGAGGUGGGAGAAUAUUUUUCUUCCCUCCCUUUUUGUUUUCCCCCUUGAUUUUGUUGUUUUUACCAAACUUCCAAGGAAAAACUGAAAUAAAAACGUUUAUUCCAAUCAA